Linum trigynum is the source of this 8226-nucleotide messenger RNA. Lineage: Eukaryota; Viridiplantae; Streptophyta; Magnoliopsida; Malpighiales; Linaceae. The record is from the annotation of a GenBank genome assembly.
AUGAACGGACGCCGGCCUCCCUUUCGGCCGGGCGGCCGCGGUGAUGGCGGCCGACGCCCUCCACCGCCGCCAGGAUUUCAGCCGUUGCAAGGCCCUCCUAUGAGUAUCGAUCCUAAUUUCAACAUGCACUUGCAGAAUAUGUAUCUCCAAAGCAUCGCCAAUCCUCUUCACCUGAACUUCCAGCUCCAACAGAGCGUCGUCCUUCCUCCCCCUCAAAACCCUAACUUCCGAGCUCAGAAUCCUAAUUUUCCGGUUCGUAAUUUUGGUUUGCCCAUUCAGCAUCCGAGUAUGCUCCCUCAUCAGCCACUCCCUAGCAGCUCAGCAACCCAGCAGCCGCGUAGCUCGCCCGCAUUUCCGUCAAUGACACCGCCGUUAUACCCCAGCGGUUCAGUUGAGCAGAGGUAUGGAGACUCAACCAGGGAACAGCCGUCGAUGAAUAAACCUCCAACGGUCACUUUUAAGACCCAGCCCUUUGCAAUUAAACAUGAUAACCUAAGCAAGAAGAAGUUUCUCGACAAAAUUGACCGGGCAGCGGAUAAGGCGAGGCAAGACCUUAUCGCUGCCGGGGAGAGCGUUACUUCCUGGAAGGUUUCCCAGAAUGUACUGCUGGCAUUGCAGGUUGAUUCAUGGCAAUCUUUAGGGUUCAGGAUGCAGGAGAUACGGUCUCUGCACCGGCUUAUUCUCACUGAAGGGAAGGUAAGCGCAUUCAUCCAUUGCUUUGUUGCAGUCUGGAGGGUGACAUCAUUGUAUGACCUAGAAUUGGCACUGUGCCAGAAUGAGGGUGUUGAGCAGUUUGAAGAUCUUGAUUUGGGCCCUCUGUUGCAGCAUCCUCUUGUCUUGCACUAUUUUUUUGUCAAUUCUAAUGUCACUGGAGUGUUCAAGAUAACUAAGGAGGACAUAAUUGCUGACCUUCAUGAGUUCAUGCAUUCCCAUGGAAAGAAACAAAUUAACGUUGAUGAAUUUCUAGAUUUUGUCGCUGAGAAGCGAUCUAUUAUGGAAAAAGAAAAGCUUGGAGUCCGUAUUCAGAACUUGGGGAUGUAUAUUUCUUUUAUCCGGGAUGCCAAGAGGUCUGAAGAUGAGACAUUGAAGGGAUGGAAAAUAGAUUUUGCAAGGAACUCUGAUAGUAAAAGUAGAAAGCAGCCUCCUCCUAUCAACCAUAAAGACUUGGAUGAGCGUUUUUCCUCUAUAUGUGAGCGGAUUGAAACAUUUUCAUCUGCACAAAAUCUGUUCCGUGGGAAGCACAUUCGCUUUGGCUCAUCAAGCUCCGAGGAUGAAGAAAGUGAUAGUGGUUCAGGUAAAGAUGAAAUGACGCCAAAUAGGCACAACACUGACAUGAAGAUACAACUUCAAGAUUUCAGUGGCUCCAUUCAUAAGAAUAGUUGCCCUUAUCCAUCUGCAACUGAAGAGAGGUCGCGACUGGGGUUGAAAGAUGAUGCUGGUCCGCUGUCUUCUCAUGACGGCGAGAGAAAACACAGUGGGCUGGGAAAUAAAAGAAAACUCAUGAUGGAAAAAGGCACUGUGUCUGCACCUUCCAAAUUUCGUAAAGUUGACAAGGUAAAACAAAACGAUAUUGCGGAUUCUAGUACGCCGGAUGAAGAUUCUGCUCUAUUAUCUGAUAGCUCCAUGAAAAAUUUCAUUGCAACAUGGAAGGGUGACUGUAAGGAGCACACCUUAGUCAAGGUUCUUGAAAAGAUGUUUGAGUUCUAUGUUCCAGAAAAUUGCAGGGAAGAAGUCAAGUCGACAAUUUUGUGUCAGCCUUUCAUUGGAUUGCUGAAUGUUGCUAUAUCAUCUAUGAAACUUGGAAUGUGGGAUAGCAUUUAUGACACUUUUGAAGGAAUUACUCAACCAGAGAUGCAGGGACUUGUAAGCAUUAAUGUUGAAGCAGAAGAGCACAUAUGUAUUGACGUUGAAGUAGAAGGAAAUCACGCACUUGAGCAGAAUCAGCAAACCACAAAAACAGGUGUGUCGGUCCAAGACAUUGUUGCAAAAAUAUCUAAUUACUGCGAGCUUGAUCAUGAGUUCUGGAACACCAGCAAGUCAAACUUGGAAAAUAUAUUUAUCCUUCUGCAAAAGCUUUGCUGUUGUGAGCGUUGGUUGGUUGAUCAGUUUGGCAUUAAAGAAUUCGACACCCUCGGCCAUGGUGAGUUCAUUGUUUUCUUGGAGAACCAUAUAUCCCUUUUACCAGCUGAGUUCCGGAAUCUUUUGGUUCGUGAACUAUGUGGAGGCCCUUCACUGGAAGUUCGCAUUCUCCAGGAUCAGUUUAUUCUGUUAGUUGCACAAGCUUAUAAUAAUUUGUGGGAGAAUGAAACCAUUACGAAACAGAUGAUUACUGCAAUGCUUUCAAGGCAAUUUCCGUCGCUCAGUGCCAAUGUUACUGGCGACUGUUCUAGUGAACGUUUUCUAGGCAUUGUGGAGAAACAUAAGAGCAACGCUAUUUCCAAGAGCAUCUUGUUUUCUGCAACAUUGUUGGGAACAGAUCAUAUUGGUGAUCAGUUGGGUCACAAUGAAAGUGACAGAUUAUCAACCCGUGGCCGUAAGGAGAUAUCCUUUUUGUCUGUAACAUCCAAGGCUGCUGUUGACGUUCUACUUCAAGCUCCCAUGUUAUCUGAUUUAAAUUUGUGGUCUCAAUGGGGCCUGAAGUUUGCUCCAUCUCUCGGCCCUCUCCAAGAAUUUUUGGCCAGUGAAGUAAAUACCAGAGAACUGAUAUGUCUUGUCACAAAAGAUGGAAAGGUGAUUAAACUGCAUCAUUCUGCUACAGCAGAUGCAUUCUUGGAAGCUGCUCUCAAGGGAUCUCCUUUCCAGACUGCCUUGGAACUUCUAUCUUUCUUCUCACUGACCGGUGGCGAGAAGCAUGUUCCUAUGUCCCUUCUCAAAUCCUAUGCGUGCGAUGCAUUUGGUGUCAUUCUGAAUGAUGCGUCAGACAGUGUGGACGUUCAGGGAUAUGCAACUAACCAAGCGAUUGCCACGACUGGAUUGAAGGAUCUUCACUUUCCACUUUCUGUUGCUUCAAGGUUUUUCCUUGACUGCAUUGGUUACGUGCCUGCAGAGUUCCGUGGUUUUGUAGCUGACGUCUUACUUGCUGGGAUGCAGUCUGUAACUUCUGAUGCCUCAUCAGUUAUUUUGCUUGAAUGCAAAGGGGCAGAGCGUCUCAUGCUUCAUGAAAUAGGACUGUCCAUUGACAUAGCAGAAUGGAUAAAAGAUUACCAUGCAUUUACUGCUGAUUCCAGUUACUCAUCCAAAUUCUCUGGACUAUUAUGUAUGGACGUUGUCAUGCCUGAGCUGAGGACAGUACAUAAGCACAACCAAAAUGAAACUGAUGAAAGACCACUUGCUUCUUCUGGGGAUUUCUCAUGUGGUAAGGGAGUUACUGAUGGCAGUCUUGCUGUUGGUGAUGCAGUAGUCUCUAGUCACACAGGUUGGUCCGUACUAGAUAAUGAUGAUAAGGAGAAAGAUGCUGCAUCCGUUAUUGACUGUAUUAGGAGAGAUGAGUUCGGUCUAGAUCCAAAUCUUUCAAGCAUAGAGAGUGACAUGUUGAGAAAACAGCAUGCCCGCUUAGGAAGAGCACUUCACUGCCUAUCACAGGAACUGUAUUCCCAAGACUCCCAUUUUCUUCUUGAGCUGGUUCAAAAUGCUGACGAUAAUACUUACCCUGACAACAUGGAACCAACCCUUGUGUUCAUCCUUCAGGAAUCGGGUAUUGUUGUCUUGAACAACGAGCGUGGCUUUUCUGCUCAAAACAUCAGAGCACUAUGUGAUGUCGGUAAUUCAACCAAGAAAGUAUCUGGUGCUGGCUACAUAGGGCAAAAGGGGAUUGGCUUCAAGUCAGUAUUUCGGGUUACUGAUGCGCCUGAGAUCCAUUCCAAUGGUUUCCAUGUUAAAUUUGAUAUAAGUGGUGGACAAAUAGGCUUUGUUUUACCUACAAUCGUGCCUCCUUGCAAUGUUGAUUUCUAUAGCAGGCUAGUUUCUGGAGGCAGUGAACGCUGGAACACUUGUAUCAUGCUUCCUUUUCGGUCAAAAGUAUCUGAAGAAACCACUAUGAGAAUGUUUUUGGAUCUUCAUCCUUCCUUACUACUCUUUCUUCACCGCCUCCAGUGCAUCACAUUCUGUAACAUGCUCAACGACUCACUUGUCAUUAUGAGGAAAGAAAUCGUGGGAGAUGGUAUAGUAAAUGUUACAUGGGGAGGAGAUAAAAUGACCUGGCUCGUAGCAUCUCUGAAGCUGCAGGCUCAUUCCAGCCGACCUAAAGUACAGGCAACUGAAAUUUCUGUAGCAUUUACUCUCAAAGAGUCGGGCAAUAGGGACUAUACCCCUUGUUUGGAUCAACAGCCAGUUUUUGCUUUUCUCCCCUUAAGAGGCUACGGACUGAAAUUUAUUCUCCAAGGUGAUUUUAUUCUCACUUCGUCUAGAGAGGAAGUGGAUAGGAACAAUCCUUGGAACGAGUGGUUAUUGGCAAGCUUCCCUGCAUUAUUUGUCUCUGCAGAGAAAUCAUGUUGUUCCCUCUCUUGUUUUAGAGAGAAACCAGGCAAAGCUGUGACUGCUUAUAUGCGUUUUGUUCCACUUGUUGGAGAGGUGCAUGGGUUCUUUUCAGGGCUCCCUAGGGCGAUAGCUCUGGAGUUAAGGAGGACACCCUGCCUGUUCCUUGAGGGAGACAAGUCAAAGAUGGUUUUGCCUGGCAAAGUUCUCAGAGGUUGGAAUGAAGAAGCUCGCAUUCUUCUACCCGAGGUUUUGCUGCAAGAGCACCUUGGCCUUGGAUUCUUAGACCAGAACAUAGAAUUAUCUGACUCGCUUGCAAGUGCUUUGGGUAUUAUCGAAUAUGGACCUGAACUUCUGAUUAGAUUCCUGACGUGCUUAUGCCGAACAGUAAAGGGACUGCAGUCCAUGGGCGUGGGGUGGUUCUCCUUGCUGGUAGAUGCUUUCUAUCAAAUGCUACCGAAUUCUUUUCCGGGAGAUGGUCUUUUGGACAGCCUUCGGACUCUUCCGUUUAUUCCUCUGUCAGAUGGUACAUACAGCUGCAGUGACACAGGCACUAUAUGGUUGCAUUCUGAUGUUUUGAGUGCAGGCCAUGGGUUUGAGGCUUUUCCAAAGUUGUAUGCUGAGCUUCGGAUUGUAAAUCCUGGUGUCCUUUCAGCAUCAGCUGCUGAUGGAGCUUCUUCACAGAACAUUGUGAGAAUGCUUCAAAAACUUGGUGUCCAACCGUUGUCUGCCCAUGAAAUCGUGAAGGUGCAUAUUAUGAAUGCUAUGUCUGAUUUAAGUAGGGAUAGACACUCAAUGAUAGACUAUCUUUGUUUUGUGAUGAUCCACAUGCAAUCAAACUGCCCUAUAUGUCAUGGUGAAAGGAAGUCAAUUAUGUCUGAUUUGAGGAGUAAGGCAUAUCUUCUGACAAAUAACGGAUAUAAACGGCCAGGUGACAACCCAAUUCAUUUUAGUAGAGAGUUCGGAAAUCCUAUUGAUGGAACAAAAUUUAUUACUGUUCCGGGGAUGGAAUGGCAUGAAGUUGAUGUUGCCUAUUUGACCCAUCCUUCAAAUGGGUCACUUUCUGAGGCGCUUACAAAAUGGAGGGAGUUUCUCAUGGAGGUUGGGAUUACAGACUUUGUUCAAGUUAGUCAAACAGAAAGGAAAGUCACUGAUUUAUCUAGUGCAACAGUUAACGAAUUGAUGUGGGAUAUGAAGCUGAUCUCUCCAGAGUCUAUUGCCAAAGAUUGGGAAUCAAAGGAACUGGUGCAGCUACUGUUUCUUUUGUCAACCAAUGGUGAUGCACAGUGCUGUGAAUAUUUCCUAGAGGUUCUUGAUAAACUAUGGGAUGAUAACUUCAGUGAUAAAGUAAUUGGUUACUGCAAUGGUAACCCUGGUGAUGUUUCUAGACCUUUCAAGUCUUCCUUUAUAAGCAGCCUCCAUGAUGCUCGGUGGGUUGUCUCAAGCAUGGAUAAUAAGCUUCACUACCCUAAGGAUAUCUUCUGUGAUUGUGAUGCUGUACGGUCAAUUUUGGGCCCAUUUGCGCCAUAUGCUAUUCCAAAGGUAAAAAGUAGUACGUUACUGGCAGAUAUUGGCUUUAAGACCAAAGUCGCUCUGGAUGAUGCAUUGGAAGCUGUAGCAGUAUGGAGAAGACUAAAUACCCCUUUCAAGGCCAGCAUAGCACAAAUGUCCCGGUUCUACGAAUUUCUCUCUGAAGAAAUGGCCAUCUCUAAGAAGAAUAUUCAAGAGACAUUUGGCUCUGAGCCCUUUAUUUUCGUUCCCUCCAAAACUGCAUUAAGGAAUGGCAAUCUGGUGUCAGGUGCCUUUUUACGUCCCGAAGACGUUUAUUGGGAUGAUCCAACAGGCUCAUUUCACGAAAUGAAGCUCCACCAUCAACGGAGCUCAACGUUGCUGACUCAUGAUCUGUUGAAUAAGGAGCUAUGUAAUGUUUAUCCAGGCUUUCAUGACUUUUUUGUCAGCCAGAGUGGUGUAUGUGAAAACCCUUCUCUGCGUGGCUAUCUUGAUAUCUUGAGGCAAUUAUCAACUCUUGCCCCACCUUCUGAAGUUGCUAGUGCAGUUUUUAAAGUCUUCUCGAAGUGGAACAGUGAAUUGAAAUCUGGUUUAUUAAGCUCUGAGGAUUUGGAUCACUUGAAAGAAUGUCUCGUGAAACUUGAAUAUGCUAUACUACCUACUGCACCGGAUAAGUGGAUGUCCUUGCAUCCUUCUUUUGGUUUUGUGUGCUGGUGUGAUAAUACAGAGCUUAGCAGAGACUUCAAACAUCUGGACAAUAUCAAUUUCUUGUACUUUGAUACCCUGAAGGACAACGACCAGGAGAUACUUCGUGAUCAAGUCUCUCAACUCUGUAAAGAAUUGGGGAUACUUGCUCUCUCAGAGGUAGUAACUCGCGAGGCAAUAUACUACAGUCCAUCAGACUCUAACUUCAAAGCUUCUCUGGUUGAUUGGGCCCUUCCUUAUGCUCAGCGCUACAUGCAUAGCAUCCACGCCACGAAAUAUGCCCACCUCAAGCAAAUUGGUUUUGAAACUGUAAAGAGGCUACAAAUCGUUGUGGUUGAGAAGCUAUUUUACAGAAAUGUCAUAAGAAGUAGUGGCAAAUCAUCUCGGAGCCGAUAUGAGUGCAGUUGUCUUGUACAGGAUGAAACCCUGUACUCCACAGCAGCAACAGAUCCACAUGAAUUAUUCCUGGAGCUUUCUCGUUUAUUCUUCAAUGGAACUCCAGACCUACACUUGGCAAAUUUUCUUCACAUGGUCGUUACCAUGGCUGAAUCUGGCUCUACAGAGGAGCAAACAGAGUUUUUCAUCAUGAACAGUCAGAAGAUACCUAAGCUGCCUGAUGAAGAAGUUCCCUGGUCACUAUCCUCUGCUCCUGCUUCAAUAGGAAGCGGAGAAUCCCUGACAACAGAUACUGUUUCCAUGUCAACGGAUGUUAGGGAGAAAUGCUUGGUACCGGGUGAGGUUUCAGCAAUAGAAACUGGAUCAAAAUCAUCGAAAUACCAGAUGGAACCUGGAUUCAGAUUGAACUGGCCUCCUACAGGUUGGAAAACUGCACCUCGUUUUCAUCCUCAUGACUUUGAAAUUCACGCGUCUACGUCUAAUGGUUUAGGAAAGGAUCCGCUUGAUAAUGACGCGACACAGAUGGAAGGUGUAAAUAAUGAGGAUCCUGGAACAUUGACUUACCCUGUCUGCAAACCGACUGACAAUCAUAUUGACAUUGCUCGUGAAAAAACCUGUUCUGUAGGGACAGUUUAUCCUACAGGUUUUAACAUCAUGCCUAAUCGCCCUGAGCCAUUGAUGUCACUUGGAUUUUCCCAGAGAGAGAAGUUUAAUAUAACUGCAGGCGGUGAUGAUGAGCGUGCAGCAGCAAGUGGUAGAUUGGGUGAGGAGCUUGCUUUCAGAUACUUGAAAGGAAUAUACGGGGAAGAAGCUGUGAGGUGGGUCAAUGAACAUAGCGAGACCAGGUUACCCUAUGAUAUACUAACCAUCGGCAAGGAGCACAGUGGACAGUAUUUUGAAGUGAAAGCCACACAGUCUGCGCAUAAAGACUGGUUUUUCAUAUCAGCAUUUGAAUGGCAAUUCGCAGCUGAGAAAGGUGAUGCUUAUACCAUUGUUCAUGUGAGGAAUCACAACGCAGAGAUUAGUUUGUUCAGGAAUCCGGUGAAACUAUGCCAGCAGCGAAAUCUCCAGUUGAUUGUUGUGAUGCCAAGUGCCAACCCAAUAGCCUUAGGUGGGACUUUCCCCCCACAUCUUAUGAACUGA